CCUGUACCAUGUGACCUCUGUGAUCAUUCACAGAUUUCACACGUAGUAAGCAAUGAUGUCAGAAGUGACAUCUUGCUUACUACUCUGCAUGUGACCACUGAUUGGCCAAUCAGUGAUCACAUGAUCGGGACCUCGCACAGAGGUCCCAUACAACGAUCGGUGUUCCACUGUGGAUCGCGCGCGCACAAGUAGGGUGCGGGGAGGUCGUUUAUAAACGGCCACCCGACCCUGCACUGCCACCGUCUUGCCGUUUUAUACAUGGUCUGGACGGGAAGUGGUUAAAGAUGUAGGGGCUGGAGGAUAUGUAUAUGU
This is a messenger RNA of Staurois parvus, 312 nucleotides long. Lineage: Eukaryota; Metazoa; Chordata; Amphibia; Anura; Ranidae. The record is from the annotation of a GenBank genome assembly.